Rhea pennata is the source of this 1705-nucleotide messenger RNA. RefSeq names its product 40-kDa huntingtin-associated protein-like. Gene Ontology annotation, cellular component: early endosome. Bases 1 to 1056 code for a protein of 351 amino acids. Gene Ontology annotation, biological process: vesicle cytoskeletal trafficking. The record is from RefSeq and is a predicted model, not a curated record. NCBI's taxonomy places the organism in Eukaryota, Metazoa, Chordata, Aves, Rheiformes, Rheidae. The transcript has a single exon. Gene Ontology annotation, molecular function: protein binding.
AUGCUGGCGGCGGCGGGCGGCGCGGGCCCCGGCGGCGGCGGCGCGGGCGGCGGCGGCGGCUCCGCGGCCGGGCCGGGCCCCGGCGGCGGCGGGGACGGGGACUUCCUGUCGCGGUACCGGCUGGUGUCGGCCAAGCUGCGGCGGCGGUUCCUGCGGAAGCCGAACGUGGCGGAGGCGGCGGAGCAGUUCGCGGCGCUGGCGCGGGAGCUGCGCGCCCAGGAGAGCCUGCCCUACGCGGCCUGGUGCCAGCUGGCCGUGGCGCGCUGCGCCCAGAGCCUCUUCCACGGGCCGGCCGAGGCGGCGGCGCUGGCCGAGGCGGCGCGGCUCUUCCUGCGCCAGGAGCGGGACCUGCGGCAGCGCCUGGCGCUGCGCGGCGGCUUCGGCGAGCACGCGGCGGCGGCGCAGAGCUGCGGCGCCUUCGCCGCCCGCCUGCACCUGGAGCGGGGGCAGCCGGCGGCGGCGGCCGCGCUCUGCCUGGAGCUGGCGGCGGCGCUGCGCGACGCGGGCCGGCCGGCGGGCGCCGCGGCGCCGCUGGCGCGGGCGGCCGAGCUGCUGGCGGCGGCGCGGCUGCCGCUGGAGGCGCUGCGCUGCCUGGGCGAGCUGGCGUCCUGCCUGCUGCUGGGCGGCGACUACGCGGGCGCGCUGGCGGCGCUGACGCGGGCGCAGGCGCUGGCGCGGGCGGGCGGCGGCGGCGGCGCCUUCCGCGACGCGCUCGUGCGCUGCGAGGUGUCGCGGGUGCUGCUGCUGCUGCUGCUGCAGCCGCCGCCGGCCAAGCUGCUGCCCGAGCACGCGCGGACGCUGGAGCAGUACUGCUGGGAGGCGCCGGAGAGCGGGCCGGGGCCCGGGCCGGGCGGCGGGCGCCCGCCGGCGGCGGGCUACCUGCCCGCCGAGCUCUUCCUGCUGCUGCAGUCGGCCGUGCUGGCCUGCCAGGAGAAGGACCUGGAGGCGCUGAAGGCGCUGCAGGCCGAGCUCUGGCCGCUGCUCAGCCCCGAGCAGAACCACCUGCUGCACCUGGUGCUGCAGGAGAUGACCAGCCCCUCGGGCCAGGGGCUCUGAGGGCACCCGCGCCCGCCUCGCGGCGGCUCUGCCCCGGAGCAGGCGCGGCCCGGGCACUGCCGGCCCGCGCCGCCGCUUCGCCCUCGUGCGGGUGCGGCUGCGAGGCGACGCCGCGUGGAGAGACCCCGUCGGAAGUCGCUGCCGCGGCCGGGAGCCGCUCUGCGGGCGUUUGCAGCCGGUCUGGCCGCCCCCGGCACGGAUGCUGCAGCGCUUCUUCCCUGCCCGGUCCCGAGAAGGAUCCUCCUCCGUGCGUUCUGCGCCGAGGCCCCGCGGCGGUGCUCUGCCGGGCUGCCGCGCUGCCGCUGAGGCGGGGGCGAAGCCGGCGCUGGCGGCGGCAGCCGCUCCCGUCGUCCCGCCGCCUUUCCCGGACGCCGGGAGCGAGUCCCGAGCAGCAGCCCCGAGGAGCCGUGCUCGUGGCGGCCCCUCCGGCGGCGCCGGAAGCCCUGCAGGGCCCGGUUCCUUCGGGCUCAGCCUCGGGCCGCUGCUCUCGCAGGGUGGAAGCCGCAUCGGCGGAGACCGCGGGGGGGGCUCGGGGCGCGCGUGUGCGGCGAGGGCCGGCCUCGCCCGGCGGGCGGGCGUUACGGGGCGGCGGUGUUAUGGGAAACACCCGCCCUUCGCGUUAAAGUAAACGAGCUGUCGAUGCACUUUA